Periophthalmus magnuspinnatus is the source of this 3952-nucleotide messenger RNA. RefSeq names its product actinin alpha 3b (gene actn3b). Gene Ontology annotation, biological process: actin cytoskeleton organization; muscle cell development. The record is from RefSeq and is a predicted model, not a curated record. The coding region runs from base 214 to 2991 and encodes 925 amino acids. Gene Ontology annotation, cellular component: Z disc; plasma membrane; cortical actin cytoskeleton. Gene Ontology annotation, molecular function: actin filament binding; calcium ion binding. The transcript has 20 exons. Lineage: Eukaryota; Metazoa; Chordata; Actinopteri; Gobiiformes; Gobiidae.
GUCACGUGUGUCACUUUUGACCAGGAAAGGAGCACCGGCCGCAGGGUCUUCUGGUAGUGGGAGCACCACCUCCGCACAGGCACCUCGUACCAGUGGAGUCUGGUCUCUGCAGUCCCCAACUCUCCCCCUCGCGUCGCGGCGGUUUUGUUGCUGAUAAUCUUUUUUUUAGUGUAAACUGAGGGGGACACUCGCGGUCCUGAUAGAGGCGGCACGAUGACAGCUGUCGAAACCCAAAUGACAUACAGCAACUCCUACACUAUCCACCAUGAAGAUGCGUACAUGACCCAAGAGGAAGACUGGGACAGGGACCUGUUGCUAGACCCAGCCUGGGAGAAACAGCAGAGGAAGACCUUCACGGCGUGGUGUAACUCCCACUUGAGGAAAGCUGGGACACAGAUUGAGAACAUUGAGGAGGACUUCAGGAAUGGCCUCAAGCUCAUGCUGCUGCUGGAGGUCAUCUCAGGUGAGAGGCUGCCCAAACCCGACAAAGGCAAGAUGCGUUUCCAUAAGAUCGCCAACGUCAACAAAGCUCUGGACUUCAUCUGCAGCAAAGGAGUCAAACUGGUGUCCAUCGGAGCAGAGGAAAUUGUUGAUGGUAACGUGAAGAUGACCCUUGGUAUGAUCUGGACCAUCAUCCUGCGUUUCGCCAUCCAGGACAUCUCUGUGGAAGAAACCUCUGCUAAGGAGGGUCUACUGCUCUGGUGCCAGAGGAAGACUGCCCCCUACAGGAAUGUCAAUGUGCAGAACUUCCACAUCAGUUGGAAGGAUGGCUUGGCUCUGUGUGCCCUCAUCCACAGACACAGACCUGACCUCAUCGACUACUCCAAACUGAGAAAGGACGACCCCAUUGGAAACCUGAACACUGCUUUCGAAGUGGCUGAGAAAUUCCUGGACAUCCCAAAAAUGCUUGAUGCUGAAGAUAUUGUGAAUACACCCAAACCUGAUGAGAAGGCCAUCAUGACCUAUGUGUCCUGCUUCUACCACGCCUUCGCUGGAGCUGAGCAGGCUGAGACCGCUGCCAACCGUAUCUGCAAAGUGCUGGCUGUGAACCAGGAGAAUGAGAAGCUGAUGGAGGAGUACGAGAAACUGGCCAGUGAGCUUCUGGAAUGGAUCCGCCGUACCAUCCCAUGGCUUGAGAACCGUGUGGCUGAGCAGACCAUGAGGGCCAUGCAGCAGAAGCUGGAGGACUUCAGAGACUAUCGCCGUAUCCACAAACCCCCACGUGUCCAGGAGAAGUGCCAGCUUGAGAUCAACUUCAACACCCUGCAGACCAAGCUCAGGCUGAGCAACAGGCCUGCUUUCAUGCCCUCUGAAGGAAAGAUGGUGUCGGACAUUGCUAAUGCCUGGAAGGGGCUGGAGCAGGUGGAGAAGGGCUAUGAGGAGUGGCUGCUGACGGAGAUCCGCCGUCUGGAGAGACUGGACCAUCUGGCUGAGAAGUUCAAGCAGAAGUGUGCCAUGCACGAGUCCUGGACCUCAGGUAAGGAGGAGCUGCUGUCUCAGAAGGACUUUGAGUCUGCGUCUCUGAUGGAGAUCCGUGCUCUGAUGAGGAAACAUGAGGCGUUUGAGAGUGACCUCGCCGCACACCAGGACCGCGUGGAGCAGAUCGCCGCCAUCGCCCAGGAGCUCAAUGAGCUGGACUACCACGAUGCUGCCUCAGUGAACGCUCGCUGCCAGGGCAUCUGUGACCAGUGGGACAACCUGGGCACCCUGACCCAGAAGAGGAGGGACUCUCUGGAGCGUGUGGAGAAGCUGUGGGAGACCAUUGACCAGCUGUACCUGGAGUUUGCAAAGAGAGCCGCUCCUUUCAACAACUGGAUGGACGGAGCCAUGGAGGACCUGCAGGACAUGUUCAUCGUCCACAGCAUCGAGGAGAUCCAGAGCUUGAUCACAGCCCAUGACCAGUUCAAAGCCACUCUCCCUGAGGCCGAUAAGGAGCGCAUGGCCACAAUAGGAAUCCACAAUGAAAUCCUGAAGAUUGCCCAGACCUACGGUAUCAAACUGACCGGCAUCAACCCCUACACCAACCUCAGCCCACAGGACAUCGGCAACAAGUGGGACACGGUGAAGCACCUGGUGCCCCUCAGAGACCAAAUGCUACAGGAGGAGGUGGCCAGACAGCAGGCCAAUGAGAGGCUUAGGCGCCAGUUCGCUGCUCAGGCCAACAUCAUUGGACCCUGGAUCCAGACUAAGAUGGAGGAGAUCAGCCAUGUGUCUGUGGACAUCGCCGGGUCUCUGGAGGAACAGAUGAACAGCCUGAAGCAGUACGAGCAGAACAUCAUCAACUACAAAUCCAACAUCGACAAACUGGAGGGAGACCACCAGCUCAGCCAGGAGUCCCUCAUCUUCGACAACAAGCACACCAACUACUCCAUGGAGCACAUCCGCGUGGGCUGGGAGCAGCUGCUCACCACCAUCGCCAGAACCAUCAAUGAGGUUGAGAACCAGAUCCUGACACGCGACGCUAAGGGCAUCAGCCAGGAGCAGCUCAAUGAGUUCAGAGCCUCCUUCAACCACUUUGACAGGGUCCGCUCUACCACCUCUUCCAAAUGUAUUAUGUAUUGUUAUUUUAUUGUAACUGUUGUAAACUUCUGUAAUUUUCCUUCGCAGAAGAGGAAUGGCAUGAUGGACCCAGACGACUUCCGCGCCUGCCUCAUCUCCAUGGGCUACGAUCUGGGUGAGGUGGAGUUCGCUCGUAUCAUGACCCUCGUCGACCCCAACAACACUGGAGUGGUGACCUUCCAAGCCUUUAUCGACUUCAUGACCCGCGAGACCGCCGAGACCGACACCGCAGAGCAAGUCAUGGCCUCCUUCAAGAUCCUGGCCUCAGACAAGAACUACAUCACAGUGGAGGAGCUGCGCAGGGAGCUGCCUCCGGAGCAGGCCGAGUACUGCAUCAGCCGCAUGACCCGGUACAUCGGCCCAGAUGGACCCCCCGGAGCCCUGGACUACAUCUCCUUCUCCAGCGCCCUCUAUGGGGAGAGCGACUUAUAAACCCCCCCCCCCCUCUCAUUUCUCCUUUUGGAGAGCCAUUGUAACCCUACUGUCCUCCUAUAUGCUUUGUUUAUCAUCUCUUCUCUUCAAAUCUUAACUCUCCGCCCAUUAGCCCUCUAUCACCCCCUACUGUCCAGAGAGGGGGCAACCAGGGCUUUGCUCAAAUCUGUAGUUUAAUUGGACUGUCCAGCACUCACUGUAGUGCCGCGUGUUUAUGUAAUCCACGUACAUAUGAAGCUAACGCUAAAAGAGGCACUGAGUGCACAUGAGGAUUUUGGCAAAGCCUGAGCCUGCCCUUUCUCUGGCAGACAUUCUGUAGAAGGGUAAUUAUAGAGGAACUAUGAUAAACAGCUGAUUGGUCAGUUGGCUUGGUUCGUUGUGAAUUUGUGCGGAUGCAUGCAAUGUUAAAGAAUGCUGUCUAUGACUGCCUUAUCUAUAAACCCAUCUAAACCACAGGAACUCCAGUUAGCAAUUGAGCUAAAGAAGCUAAACUACUGCACUGUGACACCUAAAGUUAGCACUAUUAACUUAAAGCCUUAAGACGCUCAGGGUCAACGGGAGGGGAACCAGAGCACCGAAACAACCGGAUAUGAGACAGCAAAGCACACUGGGUAAUUAAAACUAUGGGGCCAUGUUUAGUAAGGACUGAGGAAGAGACGCAGGAAGAUGAGCAGAUUUGGCCAAAGAGAGUUAUCCCACCGCCACCUGCCCUGCGCCCCCUACAGGCGGCUCGGGGUAGAGCGCUGCACCUCGCCAGGGGAGAGAAAGUUACUGUGACACAAGAAUCUGUACGUGGGACCAGUGCGGGCCUAUGGAAGAAGACUUUAGGGUUUGGUCCUGAUGUAGUUUUAGUUCACAAACUGUGACUGUGCUCUGUUCUCCUCCAACUCACUCUGUCAUCACAAAAUCACUUACAUUGAAUAUGAAAAAGUUGGAAUAAAAAAGGGAAAUUAUAUUAUUA